AUGGUCGAACAUCUAAAAAACCCAAUGCUGAUCACCGAACUCGUAGAAAAGUUACCUUGCGAGUAUCGUAUGCAGUGGGCACGGCGUAUUCGUGACGGAACCAGUAGCCUCGCGUCGUUUGCUCAUUUCAUGGAAGACGUAACGGAAGACGCAAUAUCAGUGACGCGCAUACCACGAAAAACGGCGGAGCGAACGACAGGCAGUGUUAGGCAGCAAACGCAUCAAACAAAGGAAGACGGUGCAAGGCACACGCCGAAGACCACCAACACAAAGGCUACCUACACCAGCAGCAAGUUCAGUGCUCCACAACAAUGUGCGAUGUGUGCCGAGCAUCAUCGAACGUUUCAAUGUGACGAACUGGCAGCUUUACCCGUGCAAAAACGACGGGAAGUAGUCACACAAAAAAAACUGUGUUGGAAUUGUUUAAGUGUUGGGCACCAAGUGAAAUUCUGCAAAUCGAAACACGUUUGCCGGGUGUGUUCCCAGAAGCAUCAUACAUUGGUACACGAAAACAAGUCCAUUCCUGAACCAACAGGAACGAAUGCCAGCCUAUCGGCUCGAGUGUAUGCCAGCACGGUGUUACUAGAAACGGUAACCGUCUGGGUACUGGAUCGGUACGGAAACCGCCAUCACGCUCGUGCGCUGUUAGAUUCGGCAUCAAUGUGCAACUUUAUGUCGAAAAGGUUGGCUGCAAAACUCCAGCUUCGCUGGUCAAAAACAAAUACACAGAUAGUAGGCAUCGCAGAAAGCAUGCAUCGGGUGAAAUAUGAGACCCACGCAACUAUUCAUUCGAAGGUGAAUUCGUUCUACAGCACAGAGAACUUUUACAUAAUGGAGAAACCAACAUCUGAUUUACCAUCAAGUGUCAUCAGUACAAGCAGUCUAAAGCUACCCGACGUAGAAUUGGCUGAUCCAACGUUUUACAAACCGGCUCCGAUCGACAUGAUCAUUGGAGCAGAACAUUAUCAACAACUAUUCACCGGGAAACGGAUUCAUCUAGAAGCUGGGGAUCCGCUGCUAGUGGAAACGAUGUUUGGCUGGGUCGUGUGUGGACCUCUGCGAGAGGCACUUCCAACCAAAUCGUUAGCUUGUCAUGUGACAACAGUCGGUCUCGAAAAUGUGCUACAAAGGUUUUGGCAACUCGAUGCAGUCCCGGAACAAUCAUACCAACCCAACACAGAAUGUGAAGCGCAUUACAAUGCCACAGUUAUUAGAGAACCAUCGGGAAGGUAUGCAGUGCGACUGCCGAGAACAAAUGAUUCAACUAAACAAUUGGGUGAAUCAAAAAGUAUCGCGCUACGGCGAUUCAGGACUCUAGAGCGACGGCUCGAGUCAGACGCAAUUGUAAAGAGUUCUUACCACGAGUUCAUGAGAGAGUAUGAACGACUAGGACAUAUGCAGAAAUUGGACAAUCCUGAUAUUAACAUUUCUCAUUGUUUUCUACCACAUCAUGCAGUGUUCAAGGAGUCCAGCACUACGACUAAAACCAGAGUGGUCUUCGAUGCAUCGUGUAAAACAUCUUCGGGGUAUUCCUUGAACGACAUCCUUUUGGUGGGUCCAGUCAUACAAAAGGAUUUACUGUCUCUACUUCUGAAGUUUCGUACACAUGCAAUUGCGUUGGUCGGCGACAUUGAAAAAAUGUACCGACAGAUAAGGGUGCAGGAAGUAGAUCAACCACUUCAAAGGAUCGUGUGGCGGGAAAAUCAAGCUGAACCAAUAUCCACAUACCAGCUGCAAACCGUCACAUAUGGCACAUCUUCUGCGCCAUAUUUAGCAACAAAAACAUUACAGAAAUUGGCCCAGGACAUGAGGCACGUGUCACCAACGGCGGCCGAUGCAAUUUCUAUGGAUUUUUACGUCGACGAUUUGCUGUCCGGAGCGACAGACGUGUCAGCAGCCAUACAUUUGAGAGAAGAUAUAUCCAAAAUUCUAGCAUCGGCUGGUAUGCCAAUGAAAAAGUGGGCAUCAAACUCAAUUGAGGUAUUGAACUCCAUACCUCUGGAGGAUAGAGCCAUCGAUCCAUGGCACAAUUUCCAGGAUAGACAAACGGUCACAACACUUGGGUUGAUCUGGGAACCACAAUCAGAUCUGCUCAGCUUCAAGGUACAAUCAUCGGAAAAUGUGGACGCGUACACUAAACGGAUUGUACUAUCACAGAUUGCAAAAAUAUUUGAUCCGCUUGGCCUG
Messenger RNA from Anopheles cruzii, 2187 nucleotides. RefSeq lists its product as uncharacterized. Lineage: Eukaryota; Metazoa; Arthropoda; Insecta; Diptera; Culicidae. The annotation marks the transcript as partial. The transcript has a single exon. The record is from RefSeq and is a predicted model, not a curated record.